Messenger RNA from Sus scrofa (pig), 6852 nucleotides. It is a transcript of the gene LRGUK, whose product is annotated as leucine rich repeats and guanylate kinase domain containing. NCBI's taxonomy places the organism in Eukaryota, Metazoa, Chordata, Mammalia, Artiodactyla, Suidae. The record is from RefSeq and is a predicted model, not a curated record. Gene Ontology annotation, cellular component: cytosol. Gene Ontology annotation, molecular function: protein binding; GMP kinase activity.
UCCAGCAUGGCUAUGGCGUCAGCCUACAGCUGCAGCUCUGAUGCGACUCCUAGCUUGGAACUUCCAUACGCCAUAGGCACGAUGGUAAAAAAGAAAAAAAUAAACUUAAGCUCUUUACCCCAUUGAUUCUCCCCUUUAAAUAGCCAGUCCUGGAAGUCUUCUCAUGAGAGGCGCCCUUGGGUGCUAUGGUGAUACUCUUCCCCUGUCUCUUUCCUCUCACCCAAGUGAAUAAGAGACUAAGGCUGUCACAGAAGACGUUGCUCUCCUGGAUUAUCUUAUCCCACUGUUUUUGCCCACCCCACUGUACCUCCCCGGCUUCAGAAAUCUCAGGUCUUCCUGCCUGGCCCCAAAACACACACACACACACACACACACACACACACACCCGCGUGUACACACACAUGCACAUGCACGUACACACUUUCAGUAUCUCAUAGGGUCAGGCUCUCUGUGCCUCAUCAUUCCAUCCUGAGAAAUGAAUUCAUAUUUCUGGGGAAAGCAUUAGUGGUUAAGAUAAAUGGACUUUGGAUCUAGGAAGAUGAGUUGGAAUUUUGGUUUGAGCAGAAAUUGUGUGAUUGGGCAACUUGCUUAGCAUUUUUGAGCAUCAUUCUUCUCCUUCGUAAAAUGGGAUUAUCAAUUCCUCUUUCAGAGAGCAGUUGGUGGAAUUAACUGAGAUAUGUCCACAGCACUUAGCGCAGGCCAGGUUUAUAGGAACCAAUGAAUAAAUGGAAGUAAUUAUUGAUGUCUUAUGCUAAGAGGAAGAGUUCCAAUAAAAUAUUCCCUCGGCUUACCUUGUCUCCCUCUGUCUAAUUCUAUCUCCUGUGCCUGGUAAAAUAAUUUUUAUAGAGAUGAUGCCUUCUAUUUUGAUCCCCAGAAUCCCAAAGUAGGGAUGCUCUUCAUACAAUUCCAGCAUGGGGGGCAUUUUGGCAAACUGGCAAGCGAAAAGAUUGAGCAAGGGGAAGUCUAGCCUCUAGUUCCUGCUUGGCUGCUAACAAGUCAGGUGAUUUGGGAUAAGUCACUGUCCCUGGAGGGCCAUCAAUUUCUUCUUCUCUAAAGAGGAGUGUUGGGAUAAGAUGAGCUUUUAAGUUCUUUCUAGGUCUGACAUGUUAUGGUUCUAUACGAAAGGCUUAUUCUCUGAGUGAACUUUUAUUUACACUUAAGAACAUUAACUGAUAGAGGGUUUUUCCUUCUGAGACCUCUUGUGUACUUUUAUCUGGCUCCGCAUUUACCACCUGCAGAAGCGGUAGUGGAAGGUAGACCGUGGAGUUUGGUUUUCCUAGGUUUGGAUUUCAGCACCACUACUUGUUCUCGGGCUAGUUAUUUAAAUUCUCUGGGCCUCAGUUACCUUAUCUGUCAAACUGGGACAGACAGAGAGUAGAUGGGAAGAUGAAAGAGAGAAGACAUUUAGAAAUAUACAACUCCAAAGGCUACAGUGUAAUGCCUAGUAGGACAUUAACUAGUUUUCUCUCUCACUUAGUGAACUUAUUUCAGAAUGUCUUUCCUUGGGACUAUAAAUACCCUGUUACCAUCUUACUGGCUCGCUCAUUAAUUAACGAGUUGAAUAAAAUCUUUCACAUGUGUUUCAUUCUAUUUUUGCAUAAUAAUCCUUUUUUUUAACUUUUUGAAAAUUACUCUGCCACAGGUCCAAACUCUGCCUGAAGACACUUUUCUCAACAGAUUGACACUGGCAAAGCUUGCUUUGCUGGAAAUGCUGAUUUAGUUACUGGAAAAACAAAACAAAACAAAAAACACACUGAGUUUCCAUUUGUCUGUGUUCUGCCCCUUUCAUCCUUCUGUCAGUUUGCUGGCCGGGUCCUGUGGGGGUGAGGAUGAGGAAAAAUCCCUUGCAGGAGUUCCUACCCACUGGAAAAAGGAGCGAGCAAGCAGGAAGAUAAGCCUAGCAGAAAAAGAUACUUUCAUUAUGGCCUUUACAUUUAUGACCAGCAAGAUAAUGAAGGAAGGUAAUUCUGGAAGCUUUAUGUCCAUUUUAACGGGCCCUCCAGCACUGAGAAAGAUAAUAGUCAAUGGAUGGUGUCCAUAAGGAUUCCAUCUCCUUCUCCCCUGACAGCCAUUGACAGGAUCAUUGUGUAUUUGCAACUGCUGUCACUGAAGCAUGGAGAAAAAGCCCUGUAAGGCCAGGAGAAUGAGGGUGACUUCCCUGCAAGGAUCUCUAUUGUCAUCACUAUGGCAAUAAUAGUUACGAUAAUUUUCAUUCUGCUUUUCUAUAGAGUGUCUACUUUGUGGAGCUCAAGGCUAUGGGAUGUGGGUCACAUGAAAUCACACUGGCAUAAAAUCAUGCUUCGCAAUCUUGCAAGAGUAUUUUAUAAAACUGCAAAGAGGACUCAGGCAACAAGAUCACAAUAAUUACCAGUGCAGGUCAUUGAUGAAUACAAUUACUUAUGCGAUGCUAACAGCUUUAUGGAGGCUUUUAGAUAGUGUUAGCUCGGCGGUCGUUCCUUCCCCCACCCCCAAUUUGGAUUGUUAGACCACUGCCAGUUUUUCUCCCCAAGAAUGUGGCUUAUCAUUUCAGGUUAAAAACGUAAAUUAAUUGCACAUCAGCUCUUGGUCAUCGCCUGAUAGUUUCUCUUUAUUAUCCGCAAAUAAAUCAUAAGGACAAGAACCAUUCAUGCCUUCCAUUUCUUUUAUGUUCACCGCACUCAGCAUAGACAAAAAUUCCGGUGUUACUAGCUUUUCGACAGAUUUAGAGAGGUCUAACCCUAGCAAGUAGGACUCUGCAGAAAGAGCUUCGUGAAUAAAGCAGGAUGGGGCGAUCACCUGUGAUCUCAGGUGGGAUGAAAAAUCUCUAAAAGGAACCUUGAGGUUGAGAGAAAACAGACAAUCGGAUGGACCAAAGGGGGUGCAGAGAAAAGGGGUUAAAACGAGAGAGACAAGCAUAAAGAAACAAAGCCAGCAACUGAACGGACGAAAAAGAGAAACAGACUACAACAGGUGGACGAAAAGAAAAAUAAAGGAAAAUCGAGCAUCAGCAGUCACAGACUGAAAGCGAGGAGGUGUGGAGGGACGGAGACUACAGCCCCCAAAAUCCCUUGCGGCGCCUCCUCCCCAGAGGCCAGUCUCCUAGGCAACCCCAGUAAACAAGAUGGCGACCCCCAGGAGAGAUCCUCAGGUGCCGAGACUGUCCUCUCUCCAGGGAAGCUUAUGCAGUUCACGAACUGGAGUGCAAUCGAAACUGUUGUACUCAGAAAAGGCACAUCAGGCCUGCUGGUCUUCUUUUCCCAUGGGGCAGAAGCCGAAAAAUACUUUCCGCAAAGCCUCCUCCUACCUGUUGGAGCAGCUCAUUCACCGCUAUCUGCAGUCGGAGGUGGACCGAGAAUCCGUGGACCAGGACGAGAAGGAGGGCGAGGGCGAGGGUGAAGCGGAAUCCGAGACGUCCUCGGAGUCAGAAAUGCUGAAUUCGGAGGGGGAAUUUGAUGGGGUCCUGAGAGAGGAGGUUGUGGCCGAGAAACUCUACCAACUGGGACGCUCAGGCUCUGGGACUGAGCAGGUCUACCUCAGUCUAAAUUUAUCAGGUCUUGAUUUAAUUGACAUCAGCAUCCUCUGUGGAUACAUUCACCUACAGAAGUUGAAUCUUGCAGGAAAUAAAAUUGAAGAUUUGUCUUGUGUGAGCUGUAUGCCUUAUCUUCUAGAACUUAAUGCGUCUCAGAAUAAACUGACUGCAUUCUUCAAUUUCAAGCCACCCAAAAAUCUCAAGAAAGUGGAUUUUUCCUACAACCAGAUUUCUGAAAUGUGUGACUUGUCAGCAUACCAGACUCUGACGAAGCUGAUUUUGGACAGCAACGAGAUAGCCGAAAUCACCGGACUGGAAAUGUGUAGCAGUCUUACCCACCUUAGUCUGGCCAAGAACAAGAUCACAGCCAUUAAUGGCUUAGGCAUGUUACCCAUCAAAAUACUGUGUCUGAGCAAUAACCAGAUUGAGAAGAUCACAGGUUUGGAUGAAUUAAGAGUCCUGCAAAUCCUGGAUCUGUCCCACAAUCAGAUCACUAGCCUCCAAGGCUUAGAGAGUCAUGACUUCUUGGAAGUGAUCAACCUAGAGGAUAAUAAGGUUGCUGAGCUGAGUGAAAUAGAAUACAUUGAAAACCUACCUCUCCUUCGAGUUCUCAGUCUGCUAAGAAAUCCAAUUCAGGAAAAAUCUGACUAUUGGUCCUUCGUUAUUUUUAUGCUCCUCCGAUUAACAGACUUAGAUCAGAGGAAGAUUAAAGUGGAAGAAAAGGUUGCCGCAGUGAAUAAAUACAGCCCUCCCCCGGAAGUCGUUGCAGCCCAAGAUCACAUGACCCAUGUUGUCAACAGCGUGAUGCAGCCACAGAGGAUCUUUGACAGCACCCUUCCCAGCCUGGAUGCCCCCUAUCCCAUGCUGGUAUUAGCUGGUCCUCAGGCGUGUGGUAAACGAGAGCUGGCUCACCGCCUCUGCAGACAGCUCAGCACUUACUUCAGAUACGGGGCCUGUCACACCACAAGACCGCCUUACUUUGGAGAAGGGGAUCGAGUCGAUUAUCAUUUCAUCUCCCAAGAAGUUUUUGAUGAAAUGCUAAACAUGGGGAAAUUCAUUCUGACCUUUGAUUAUGGCAAUCACAAGUAUGGAUUAAGUAGGGACACCGUGGAAGGCAUCGCCAGAGAUGGUUUAGCAAGCUGCGUUCACAUGGAAAUGGAAGGUGUAAGAAGUUUAAAAUAUUCCUAUUUUGAGCCUCGAUACAUUCUGGUGGUACCCAUGGACAAGAAAAAAUAUGAGGGACACUUGAGGAGAAAAGGAUUAUUUAGUCGUAUAGAGAUUGAAUUUGCUGUCUCCAGAGUGGACCUUUAUAUUAAAAUUAAUCAGGAAUAUCCAGGAUAUUUUGAUGCAGUCAUCAAUGCAGAUGAUCUGGAUGUUGCCUACGAGAACCUGAGCCAGCUCGUUAAAGAAUACCUUGGAUUGUCUGAGGAAACUGCCAAGAGUUUGGCUCCGCCUGAAGUAGAAAUUACGACACCUCAGCUGAAAUCGGAAAAGUCUUCCAGGAAGUUUAGAAUUGCAAGUAAGCAUGAGUCCCUGGAUUCAACAGACAGAAACUACUUUGUGAAAUUAUGGGCCAAACUUUCAUGCAAAAAAACACCAGUGGAAAGAGAGUCCAUGGAGAGACAGUAUGAGACAGCCCGCCAGGCCCUCAUGGGAAAGACGCCGCCUCGUCAUACACUCCUGUUUCAAAGGGGUCUCGUUCCAGCACCCACCAUCAGUAGUCUGCGUUAUUUUACAGCUUUAGAACUAAGGAGAAGUUUUGAGUUUUGUGAAGAUUAUUUUAAAACUCCCUUUGGACCUCCUGAAAAAAGUGGCGUGGAUUCCAGUGGUACCAUGAAACAUUCUACAUUAUUUCAGUCCCGUCCAUGGUCAAAAGAUUUGCCUUUUUGGCCUCCAAAGGAGGGUAUUUAUUCACACCCAGAGUCAACAACAAGUGAUGCUGAGGAUACAGCCCUAAAAGCGCUACAUAAACCGUCCUUUCCAAGUGAAAAAGGGUCUCUCCAACACAGAAGACACACGAUCUCAGUCAUCAGUCGCCCAGGUUCCAACACCAAACCCACCCUCCCUCCAAUCCCUCAUGGCUGCAAGUAGACCAGUGCCUGACGUUUUAUCUUAAUGUGGAAAACUUGCUCACAUCAUGUCUAAUCCCCUUGUCUUACCUGGCCGUGGAUCCUGGCUGUUCCUCACUCAGCCAACUAACUACAAAAGAAUGCUCUACAUGCCUUAAUUUUCUUGAUCAUUUUCUUUUGCGAUUCUCUGAAUAGUGUCUUUUUUUUUUAAUGUAAGUGAUUCUUAGCUUUUAUAAAUGUAAUUUCUGUUUUUCCCAUAGCUGUUAAUGAUUUUUUUCAGCCGCUUCCCGCUCCAAAAUCUGAGAUGGCAAAAUCCCCCAAGAUCUCUGCAUUGCCAUGUGCCUAGUGAUUUUUGGAUAUAACGAAUGGGGAGUGUGCUCUUGGAAUUUUAAUGCGUCUGUUUAUAACAUCAGUAUAUACUCGAGGGGAUUGAAAUAUUUGUCCUUCUGAUUAUGAAAGGAUUGUAGAGUUAGUGCCAUUUAGCUCAUGACCAACAUGACAUCUUGACUUGCUUAAGCAAUAUGAAGGCAUAAAGAGUAUCAGAUAUUUCUUUUAUUUCACCCUUUCCUGACCCUGAUUAUAAAAGGUUUAUAUACAGCUUUGAUCUUUGUGGCUUCACUACCUGCUGUUUGCAGGAAAAAAAAAAACAUUGAGUGAUUCUAGAUGAGGCUGGUGUUCAGCUAAUCUGUGCGAGUAAGACUAUCCUGGUUGGUAAAGAUGUUGAAACGCGAUCCUUUUGGAUUGGUAAAUGGACGCUUCUCUGACUCCUCUGUGCAUGAUGACUCAUGGGAACAAAAGCCUUCACAGACAGCUCUACUAAGUGUUAAAUAUUUUAAACGUCAGAAUCCUCUAAUGCUUUCCCUUUUAAAAGUAUCAACCCCCACCCCCUUUGAUAACCUCCUUUCCCGUAACUCACACUUGGAUGUGACAUGCUUGGCUCUUGGCUCCUCCCUCCUACCCAGCCCUUUUCUCAAAAGGAGCUGGUUAACAUUCUUUCCCUAGGAUUGAAGGGAGAGGAUAGGAGGGGGUACGUGGAGGAGAGGACCAGGCUGAGCUGGAGCAGGGAAGCAAUCCUCUCUGGAGAAGAAGGGGUACAGAGACUGAGCCGUUGUGCCCCAAGAAUUUUAAAGAAUGGUUUAACUUUCACCAGCAUCAUCUAAUCUUUUAUUUCUUUAAUUUUUAAAUUUUUUCUUUUUACAGCCACACUUAUGGCACGUGGAAGUUCCCAAGCAAGGGGUCGAAUUGAAGCUGAAGCUGCAGCUACCAGCCUCAACA